Messenger RNA from Porites lobata, 660 nucleotides. Lineage: Eukaryota; Metazoa; Cnidaria; Anthozoa; Scleractinia; Poritidae. The record is from the annotation of a GenBank genome assembly.
AUGGCUGCUCGAUGGCUACCGAACAACGAAGAGUUUUUCGAUGGACUGGUUAGACUGUUAGAAGUAUCAGAAAGUAAUCUAAACUCAACAUCAUAUGAUAAUUCUGAAUUUUUAUUUCGUCGACUUGAUGCUCACGAGAGAACUUUGUCAACUCUGCUUAGUAGAAUUGAAUAUACUUAUCAAGGAAUCGCCGAAGCAGUGAAUGUUAUUCGUGACUUACAAACCUUAUUGAAUCGAACAUCAAACUUUAGAAGCCAUUUCCAAAGACGAUUUUUCCUUAGUGUUGAAAGAGAAGGGAAUGAAUUGACGCCAUUAACUACUAACCUACAAAGAGAUCAAUAUGGAGGUCGUGGAAGACCAAAACAUCAUGUAUCUCGUGAUCAGCUCCAGGCACUUAAUGUAGAUGCGGGGUUUAGUUGGAGCGAAAUUGCUAGAACUUUGGGAAUUUCGGAAAGGACAUUGCGUAGAAGGCGCCAUGAACUUGGUAUGUCUGUAGAAGGAAGGGUGUUCUCCAAUCUUUCUGACAAUGAAUUAGAUGAUUAUGUUCGUCAAAUACUAACGGUGACACCUGGUGCAGGCCUGAGGAUGGUCCAAGGAGCAUUAAAGCAACGCAGUCUAGAAGUACAGAGGGAUCGUGUUCUCCAGUCAGUGACUGGAGUA